Molecule: messenger RNA, 1533 nt
Organism: Dendronephthya gigantea
Lineage: Eukaryota; Metazoa; Cnidaria; Anthozoa; Malacalcyonacea; Nephtheidae
Product: neurogenic locus notch homolog protein 1-like
Exons: 10
Molecular function (GO): calcium ion binding
Source: RefSeq, a predicted model, not a curated record
AUCUGCACCUGUGAUUCUGGAUAUACUGGAGAUGGAUUUAACUGCACAGAUAUCAACGAAUGCGUAACAUCUUCCCCAUGUCAUUCCAAUGCUACGUGCAAUAACACAGGUGGUUCCUACAUCUGCACAUGUGAUUCUGGAUAUCGUGGAGAUGGAUUUAACUGCAAUGAUAUAAAUGAAUGCCAAACAGAUUUCCCAUGUCAUUCCAAUGCGACUUGCAAUAACACAGAUGGUUCUUACAUUUGCACAUGUGAUUCUGGUUAUAGUGGCGAUGGGUUUAAUUGUACUGAUAUAAAUGAAUGCCAAACAUAUCACCUUUGUCAUUACAAUGCUACGUGCAAUAACACAGAUGGCUCUUACAUUUGCACAUGUGAUUCUGGUUAUGGUGGCGAUGGAUUUAAUUGUACUGGACUGACUAGGACAAGCGAGAAGGUAGCGUCUGUAGCGACGACAAAUAGCCCCGCCAUCUAUUACGGUCCUCAUUCAACAAAUAUCAAUGAGUGCCAAAUUGAUACCUGUGGCACCAACUCAAACUGCACAAAUAGUGAUGGUUCGUUUACAUGCACUUGUCAUGUGGGCUUCGAAAGCAAUGGUAUUUUCUGUACAGAUAUCAACGAAUGUGAACGGGAUGCUCCGUGUCAUGCAAAUGCAACUUGCAUAAACGUGGAAGGAUCAUACUACUGCACUUGCAAAACAAACUACAGCGGAGAUGGCUUCUUUUGUGAAGCUCUGGUUUGCACAGUGGAUGCCCUAUACUAUGCAACAACCAGUGCUAUCAAAGGCGUGUUCUCCGACGGUAGCACGACUGUGACCAUAUUAUCAGCAACCAACGUGAAACUAAAUUAUGAUUCUGGCACCAAAAGGCUCAUCUACUACGAUGGUAGCAAACUCAUCACAGUUAAACUGGAUGGGAGUGAUCCGAUCACAAUCAGAGGAUCUCUGACGACUCUUGACCGGUUUACUGUGGAUCAUAUAAAGAGAAAGGUUUACUUCAUUACUAAUCUUUUCAGGAAAGUGAGAAUCGUUGACUUGGAUACUGGAAAUUUAACUGAUCUAAAUCCAACCGACAUUGUCAAUGCCGAUGAUUUGGACAGUGAUCCAAUUAACAGCUCCCUUGUAUUUGCUGGCGCCACCAGUCGGGAUAUUGUUCGCUAUUUCCUUGAAAACGAUGCACAGAAAGUCAUUUACCACAACAAUACAUCGCCCAAAUAUCUGACUGUUGAUUCUCAGAAUGAUGUUAUAUAUUGGAUCAAUUAUAUUAGCGUUAGUGAUAGCUAUUCUCUCAUGAAAACAUACUUUAAUGGCUCAACUUCAGAAGUCAAGUUCUACCCUGGUACAACAAGUUCAGUAAACGUUGCUAAAGGGAAAGAUAAUUUCUAUGUAAUGGAUAGCACAAGGAAACGUAUAGAUGUGUUUGACAGACGCACUGCUAUUUUUCAAGAUUCAUUUUUCCUCAGUGAUUCACCGCAAGAGCUAACUGUCGUUGAAGAUCUAACAGUAUUUGCUCGUCGGCAAGUAUUUAAUGUGACUUAA